Messenger RNA from Bufo bufo (common toad), 816 nucleotides. RefSeq names its product involucrin-like. Lineage: Eukaryota; Metazoa; Chordata; Amphibia; Anura; Bufonidae. The transcript has a single exon. The record is from RefSeq and is a predicted model, not a curated record. Bases 1 to 816 code for a protein of 271 amino acids.
AUGCAGGAGGACUAUCCUGACAGGAGUAUGCAAGAGGACCAGGCUGGCAGAAGUAUGCAGGAGGACCAUCCUGACAGGAAUAUGCAGGAGGACCAUCCUGACAGGAGUAUGCAGGAGGACCAUCCUGACAGGAGUAUGCAGGAGGGCCAUCCUGACAGGAGUAUGCAGGAGAGCCAUCCUGACAGGAGUAUGCAGGAGGACCAGGCUAACAGGAGUAUGCAGGAGGACCAUCCUGACAGGAGUAUGCAGGAGGGCCAUCCUGACAGGAGUAUGCAGGAGAGCCAUCCUGACAGGAGUAUGCAGGAGGACCAUCCUGAAAGGAGUAUGCAGGAGGACCAUCCUGACAGGAGUAUGCAGGAGGACCAGGCUGACAGAAGUAUGCAUGAGGACCAGCCUAACAGGAGUAUGCAGGAGGACCAGGCUGACAGGAGUAUGCAGGAGGGCCAUCCUGACAUGAGUAUGCAGGAGGGCCAUCCUGACAGGAGUAUGCAGGAGGGCCAUCCUGACAGGAGUAUGCAGGAGGGCCAUCCUGACAGGAGUAUGCAGGAGGGCCAUCCUGAUAGGAGUAUGCAGGAGGACCAUCCUGACAGGAGUAUUCAGGAGGAGCAUCCUGACAGGAGUAUGCAGGAGGAGCAUCCUGACAGGAGUAUGCAGGAGGUCCAUCCUGACAGGAGUAUGCAGGAGGACCAUCCUGACAGGAGUAUGCAGGAGGACCAUCCUGACAGGAGUAUGCAGGAGGACCAUCCUGACAGGAGUAUGCAGGAUGACCAGGCUAACAGGAGUAUGCAGGAGGACCAGGCUAACAGGAGUAUGUAG